Dendrobium catenatum is the source of this 1651-nucleotide messenger RNA. Its product is annotated as protein IQ-DOMAIN 1. NCBI's taxonomy places the organism in Eukaryota, Viridiplantae, Streptophyta, Magnoliopsida, Asparagales, Orchidaceae. The record is from RefSeq and is a predicted model, not a curated record. Gene Ontology annotation, molecular function: protein binding. The transcript is spliced from 4 exons.
AUGGGAAGGAAGAGUGGGAGCUCAUGGCUGACUGCGGUCAAAAGAGCAUUCAGGUCUCCCUCCAAAGACUCGGAGAAAAGGACUGAGCAUGAAGAGAACGAGAGUAACAAGAAGAGGGAGAAGAGGAGAUGGAUAUUCCGCAAGUCUUCAAGCAGCCAGCAGCAGCAGCAAACGGGCAAUAUAAAGCAGCAACCGCUUCCGCGGCCGCUACCAGCGGCGGUAACUCCGGAACAGAGGCACGCCAUGGCUUUAGCCGUCGCAACAGCAGCCACGGCGGAGGCUGCGGUCGCUACCGCUCAAGCCGCCGCAGAGGUAGUCCGGCUCACUAGACCAACGGCUUGCUUCGCAAGAGAGCACUGCUCCGCCAUUGUCAUCCAAACGGCCUUUCGUGGCUACCUUGCCAGGAGAGCGCUUCGGGCAUUGAAGGGGCUUGUAAAGCUUCAAGCUUUAGUUAGAGGGCACAACGUUCGAAAACAAGCGAACAUGACUCUUCGAUGUAUGCAAGCGUUGGUGAGAGUUCAGGCACGGGUUCGGGAUCAGCGUAUGCGGCUGUCUCAGUCACAUGACGCCGCUCCUUGCAGUAGCUAUAAGUCUUCUCUUAGCUGUGACAGCAAUAUCUUGGAUUCGAGAUAUCUUCAAAACAUCGUCGAGAGAAGAUCUAUUAAGUCGAGAGAAGGGAGCAUUUACGCCGACGACUGCGAGGACCGUUCCCAGACCAUAGGGGAGACUCAGGCGACGUCGAAGAUUAGGAAAGAAGCCGUCUUGAAAAGAGAAAAGGCAAUCAUUUAUUGGGUAACAAGUAGCUCUGCUUCCCCUGUUUUCCUAUGUUACUAAAACAACAUUUUUUUAUCUUAUUAGAUGUGGAGAGCAGAUACCAAUCUAUCUCCAACACUGAAUAAUUUUGAACCAGAAGUAGAGCCACCGAGGUGGCUCGAACGGUGGAUUGCUUCACGAACAUCAUUCGACAACAGAAGCAGCAGCUGGGGUAGAGGCUCCAUAGACCACCGCGACCCAAUAAAAAUUCUUGAAAUCGAUACUGCUCGGCCAUUCUCCUACGCCGCAGCCCGCCGGCAUUCUCCGGCAACUCUUCCAGUCACCUCUCCCCGCCACCGCUCCCCUGCCACUCCUUCGCCAUCAAAGGUUCCGCCUUUACAAGUCCGCUCCGCGAGCCCUCGCUGCUACGCCCACACACCUAGCUUAUCAGCGGCACGUGCAGUGCCGAACUACAUGGCGACGACGGAGUCGGCCAAAGCACGCCUGAGGUCGCAGAGCGCACCGAGGCAGAGGCCAGCGACGCCGGAGAGAGACAGGUUGGGUUCGGUGAAGAAGAGAUUGUCGUAUCAGGUGCCAGAAGCGUACUGCGGGAAUAGUUUGAGAAGUCCAAGCUUCAAGAGCGCGAUGGGGAGGAUUGGGUCCGAACAGAGUUCGAAUGUUUUAUCGACCUACACGGACAGCGAAGUGUCGCCGUCGUCCACGACGGAUCUCCGGCGGUGGAUGCGGUGAAAAGUGAAUGCCGUUCAUUGAUUUCAUUUGUGUUUUUUGUUUGUUUCGUAUUGCUGUACUGUAGUGUGGUUUAUUAUUUACUCGCUUUUCGCUUUUCUGAUGUACUGAACGUCGUUUGGGUUGGUUUGGAAGGAGAAGUGAUAGGCCA